Stegodyphus dumicola is the source of this 589-nucleotide messenger RNA. RefSeq names its product chaperonin containing TCP1 subunit 6 (gene CCT6). The record is from RefSeq and is a predicted model, not a curated record. Lineage: Eukaryota; Metazoa; Arthropoda; Arachnida; Araneae; Eresidae. Gene Ontology annotation, biological process: protein folding. Gene Ontology annotation, molecular function: ATP-dependent protein folding chaperone; ATP binding; ATP hydrolysis activity.
CUGGACACGAGAUAUCAGCUCCUCUUCCUGCUGACCGAGUGGAGAAAGCUCAACCAUUUGAGAUCUACUUUUUCAUUUCCCAAACAGGUGCUUUGGUGCCAGGAGCUGGAGCCUUUGAAAUUGCUGCAUAUUACUCUCUUGUAAAGUAUAAGUCUGAAGUAAAAGGACGUAUGCAGCUGGGAGUGCAGGCAUUUGCAGAUGCUUUAAUGGUCAUUCCAAAAACUUUAGCUACUAAUGCUGGCUACGAAGCCCAAGAAACUAUGGUGAAAUUGAUGCAGCAGUAUGGUUCUGCUGGAGGUCAACUUAUAGGACUUGAUAUCAAUACAGGUGAACCAAUUGUAGCAGCUGAUGCUGGUAUCAUGGAUAAUUACAGAGUGAAAAAACAGUUGCUGAAUUCUUGUUGUGCAAUUGCUUCUAAUUUGUUGCUAGUAGAUGAAAUUGUGCGUGCUGGAUUAACUUCAACAAAAGGAAAAUGAACACCUUUUCUAGCUAAUUUAUAAUAAGAUCAAAAACUUUGUGACCAACUAAUAUGUAUUUCAUAAAUCUGCUAUCUUCAUCAUUUUCUGCUUAAUAAAAACUUAACAGUUGA